Microthlaspi erraticum is the source of this 969-nucleotide messenger RNA. NCBI's taxonomy places the organism in Eukaryota, Viridiplantae, Streptophyta, Magnoliopsida, Brassicales, Brassicaceae. The record is from the annotation of a GenBank genome assembly.
AUGGCUUUUCUUAAGGCAGCAGUUAUUGUUGCCCUAAUUUCCACUUUCGUCACACUCGCUUCCUCUGUUCCUUUCAUAGUUCUGCAUGGAAUUGGAGAUAAAUGCAGUAAUGCAGGAGUGAAACAUUUCACAGAGCUUUUAGGUGAUUGGUCUGGUUCUCAGGGAUAUUGCUUGGAGAUUGGGAAAGGCUCGUGGGACUCAUGGACCAUGCCCCUUCUUGAUCAGACAGCGGUUGUUUGUGAGAAGGUGAAGAGUAUGCCUGAGCUUAGUGACGGUUACAGCAUUGUGGGGCUUUCUCAAGGUAACAUGAUUGGUCGAGCUCUCAUUGAGUUUUGCGAUGGAGCGCCACCUGUUAAGAACUUUGUAUCAGUAGCUGGUCCUCAUGCUGGCACUGCAUCGAUUCCUUUCUGUGGCGCUACAUGGAUUUGCAUCAUGUUGGACAGUAUGAUCAAAACAGAGAUCUAUAGCGACUAUUUGCAGGAACAUUUAGCUCCGAGCGGUUUUCUGAAAAUCCCAACUGACAUUGCCGGUUACAUGGAAGGAUGUAGGUUUCUCCCAAAGCUAAACAAUGAGCUUCCAGUUAAAAACUCGACUUAUAAAGAGAGGUUCUCAAGCUUGGAGAAUCUCGUGCUUAUUAUGUUUGAGCAUGACACAAUACUGAUACCUAAAGAGACCUCAUGGUUUGGAUAUUAUCCUGAUGGGUCUUUUAAGACCAUUCUUCCGCCACAAGAGACGAAGCUGUAUACCGAGGACUGGAUCGGUUUAAGAAGCUUAGACGAAGCUGGAAAGGUGAAGUUUGUUAACGUCUCUGGGAAUCAUCUUCAGAUAUCACAUGAAGACAUGAAGAAGCAUAUAGUGCCAUACCUAAGUGACAAAGCAUCAUCAUCAUCAUCGUCAUCAUCGUCAUCAUCAGUAAUAAUGGAAGUUUCCGAGUAUUCUUCCUCGCAAAAGUGGCUUCCAAAAGUGUAG